Molecule: messenger RNA, 234 nt
Organism: Baudoinia panamericana UAMH 10762
Lineage: Eukaryota; Fungi; Ascomycota; Dothideomycetes; Mycosphaerellales; Teratosphaeriaceae
Exons: 1
Coding region: 1-234 (77 amino acids)
Source: RefSeq, a predicted model, not a curated record
AUGAGCUCUGCUCGUCGCUCCCAGGUCCGGAUUGCUUCCCUACAGGCAGACACUUUUCUCCUUGCACCCGUACUGCAUGUGGAGAUGGGACCAGCACGGCAGGGAUGGAUGGAUAGGCGUUUACGUAAAGCCGCCGAACUUGACCGUUACAGCCAGAAGGUAAUCAUCGAGGAUGUUCGCAAUUGGGGCUUCAAGGUGGGCGUCUCGUCCCAGCCAUGGCGUUGCAGCCGUUAG